Scleropages formosus (Asian bonytongue) is the source of this 1926-nucleotide messenger RNA. RefSeq names its product proline rich 5 like (gene prr5l). NCBI's taxonomy places the organism in Eukaryota, Metazoa, Chordata, Actinopteri, Osteoglossiformes, Osteoglossidae. The coding region runs from base 368 to 1399 and encodes 343 amino acids. Gene Ontology annotation, cellular component: TORC2 complex. Gene Ontology annotation, biological process: TORC2 signaling. The record is from RefSeq and is a predicted model, not a curated record. The transcript has 9 exons.
CUGCCAGCCGCAGGAGGACAAUGAGGGAGAGUGGAUACAAUGUAACACCGCCGAGUGCGCGCGCGCGCGCCUCCUCGAGGUUUCCCACAAAUUAAAUGUUCUGGAAGUUGGAAAGUUUGAGAGUUCGGCGGUUUUCUGUGCUCGAGGCGUCGGCGCUGCCGAAGCGAAGGAAGGAGCGGCGCGUUGCGAGAUGGUGACAGUGAGUGCGGGUGAGAGCGGUGUAAAAGAUAAAAAAGUGGAGUGAGGAGACUCGCGUGGUGGCGCCCGAAGCGGCAGCAGGACCAGGAGGUCCGCGGAUCAGCCCCCUCCUCCACGCUGACCCACACCUGCUUCAACUGGUCAGAACGCUGGCCAGACCGGCGGGGGGAUGGGCUCGCUCCGGCGCCCCCGUCCACGGUUCAUGAGCUCCCCGGUGCUGACGGACUUGCCCCGCUUCUACGCCAGCGCACCUUCGCUGCAGCUCUCCAACGCCAGCGUCUGGAACAGUGUCCAGUCUGCUGUGAUCAAGGUGUUCCAGGGUGGAGGUCUGCAGACCAAUGAGCUCUUCACUCUCAAUGAGAGCAUCAGGUGGCUGCUCAAGACCGAGCUGGGCUCCUUCAUCACUGAGUACUUCCAGAACCAGCUCUUGAACAAAGGCCUGGUGUACAUUUUAGAGAAAAUCCAGCUUUAUGAAGGGGAAAACCAACUCCUCAUACUGUCAGAGAUGUGGACCAGGUUCUUCACCGAGAUCCUGCCCACCCUACAAGCCAUAUUCUACCCUGUCCAGGGCCAGGAGCUCACCGUGAGGCAAAUGGCCUUGCUGGGGUUCAGGGACCUGGUUCUGCUCAAACUGCCCCUGGCUGAGCUGCUGCCCCCCGCCCCGAUCGCAUCUCCACCAUUCAUCACACAGAUGUUGCUCGUGCUACAGGGCAUCCACGAGCCUAGUGGGCCCAGCCACGAGUACUGCAAGCUGGAACGCCUGGUGGAGAUGGUUGUCUCUCCUUAUCUUGGGAACUACUUGCACCAGACCCACAACACCUGUCUACUUGCACACCAGGCCCCACGCCCCAGAGUGUCUGCAGCGGGGCACCUCGGCCAGCCAGAGAUCCUCAUUACCCAGCAUGCCACGGACUCAUCCUCACUGGCGCCCCUAGUGGAGCAGGAGGGCGAGGCUUACCUGGAGAAAGCCGGCGGAGUGCGACGGCACACGGUGGCCAACGCCCACUCGGACCUGCGGUUGCUGUCUGUGGCCAGCAUGAUGUGUCCUGGAAUGGAGGAGGACGGUGGCGGUAGCACUGUGUCCCCCAGAGUCCCGAAGCAUUUCUUCAGCGAGCCUCAUAUUCUGGAGUCUCCAGCAGACGUGGAAGGGCUCCCCCCGGAGGAGAACUGCACCCAGCUCAGCUGCCCCCCGCCCAGCUAAUGAGGUGGUGAACAUAGAGACACCACGAGGAGUUUGGGGCGGGGCUGGUGCUCUCCAGGGACUGUCAGACGCACAGAGAGCUGAGCAUUAGCGCACUCUCGUACCGUCAGCAAGAGAGCUUCAAGCUGAGUUUGUAGAUCAGAGGUGUGAGUGGCCUCAAGGGUGGAGGGCAGAGCUCGAGCCUGCAGCCGAGUGCACCUCCCAUUCUGCGGGGGCACCACUGCAGCGAGGAAGGUGAAGCUCAUAGUGUUGAGGUGCAGCACUUCUCUUAACCCUGCUGGGGGAAAUGGGAAUUGUAGCAUUUCUAACAGAUUCCCCUGAUGGACAGCGACCCAUAGCUCUAACUCUGCUGCAGCCUUAUAUAGACAUCACGUGAAAUACAGUAACUCAAUAAUCCCAAAAGAGACUGAAUACAAGUCUGUUUUAGACAUGUCAGUAUUUUAAACUUGCUUUUGAUUCAGCACCCAACAUAAUGUUUUAAUAGAAGUGUACUAUUUUCUUAGUUUCCUUGUUCAUUAAAUAAAAGU